CGGCGGCCUCGGAGCACGAAACCAGCCCCGGCGUCCGCGGCGGCGUCCUCCUCCUCGGGGUUCGGGACGCGGGGCUCGGGACGCCAGCGGAGGGCGACGAGGAGGCAGCGGCUGACACGUUGGAGCCGCCCGGAGCGAGGCUCCAUGGAGAAGCGCGCAACGGGGGCAGCGUCACUAUGGAGUACUUCCUGGAGAAGCUGCGAAUGUCCAGGUCCGUUAAAGACGACCAGAUCUCCAUCGAGUCCAAACAAGCCAAGAACGACAGGAGGCCGACGAAGAUAUUCAACAGCCAGCUACAGUAUCCCUCACCAACCUUCAUCGACAAGGUGCUGUUGUCGCGCUCCCUCAAGGUCAAGCGCACGGAGGGCGAAGGCAUCGCAGAGUUCAGCAACAGCGAGUUCGUACAACAGUGCCUUCGCACUCACAACGAGCUCCGGCUCAGGCACGAAGUCCCGCCCCUGCAACUCUGUUACAAGCUCUGCGAUCUUGCCCAGUACUGGGCCAACCACCUGGCCCACACGGACGACUUCUACUACCGCAAGUUCAGGGACGUCGGGGAGAACCUUCUGUGCCGCUGGUCCUACGUUCCAGACUUCGACAUCACAGGCGAGCAGGUAGCCAGAUAUUGGUAUAGCGAAAUCAAAUACUACGAUUUCUUCCUGGAUCCAUCUAUACUUCACGUUCAAGCAGGCCAUUUUAGCCAGAUGGUGUGGCGUAGCAGUUCCGACUUCGGCGUGGGCAAGGCCCGCACCCGCUGCGGCAAGAUCAUCGUGGUGGCGAUGUACAAACCGGCCGGAAACGUCCUCGGCGAGUUCCAGAGCAACGUGCUGCCCCACCCGCUCCCCGCGGACAGUGCGUCGCCGCAAGCCAGCGCAUCGUCGUCCUCCACGUGAACGGGGAGCUUUAGUGGAUCGUUCCGGGAACUCCGACAACGGUAC
Ixodes scapularis (black-legged tick) is the source of this 938-nucleotide messenger RNA. RefSeq names its product Golgi-associated plant pathogenesis-related protein 1. Bases 177 to 893 code for a protein of 238 amino acids. Gene Ontology annotation, cellular component: extracellular region. The record is from RefSeq and is a predicted model, not a curated record. Lineage: Eukaryota; Metazoa; Arthropoda; Arachnida; Ixodida; Ixodidae. The transcript has 6 exons.